Molecule: messenger RNA, 3385 nt
Organism: Vigna angularis (adzuki bean)
Lineage: Eukaryota; Viridiplantae; Streptophyta; Magnoliopsida; Fabales; Fabaceae
Product: pentatricopeptide repeat-containing protein At1g09900
Exons: 2
Coding region: 247-2628 (793 amino acids)
Molecular function (GO): protein binding
Source: RefSeq, a predicted model, not a curated record
ACAGUAAAAAAAUAGCUAUUUAAAAUUUCUCAUCUUCACUUCAUCUGUUUCAAAAAUAUUGUUCUUUCAGUUUCCCUUCUUCAUAUUGCCAGAUUCCAUUUUCAUGAAUUUCUCACAGUCACUUCUUCUUCCAUCGUCAGUCCGAGAGAGAGGUAUGUGUUGAUUUUCACAUUUUCCUUUUUUCCCUCAUCUCUCACAAACUCAAUACCUUUAAUUGUAGUUAAUCGAUUCCCAAACAUUUGACUGAUGUCAUUUUUGAGGAGGUUCAAUUAUUAUUUACUGGCAAAACUUUUAGCUUCCAAUUUUCGUGAUAACCAUUUCCCCUCUAUUGGUUUGACCUUUUUUUCUGCAAAACAUUCUGUUCUUUCUGCUUCUUAUUCAACCGCUGGUCUCAGAUAUCAAAGUGAGGGUAAACGCAGUGACAUUAGGAAUUUCGACUGUGGUUUGGGGAAAACGGGUCCUGAUUUUCAGGAAAGCUUAAGUUUUGUUGCGAGUGUUUGUGAUGGGGCAGAAGAAGAACAGAGUGAAGAAGGGGAGGGGUCUAGUGAUGACGAUAGUCUUGAGUUUAUCACUUCCUUUAGUGGUAGCAACCAACAACAGAGUGAAAGUAUUGCAAGAAUUGAAAUUGGUGAGGCUGAAGUUAGGCACCCUUUGGUGAGGGAAGUUUGUAGGUUAAUCACACUUAGGUCUGCUUGGAACCCUGAUUUGGAAGGACAUUUGAGGCACUUGUUGAGAAGCCUCAAGCCCCCACUUGUUUGUGCUGUCUUGCGCUCUCAGACUGAUGAACGUGUUGCUUUGAACUAUUUUUAUUGGGCUGAUAGGCAGUGGCGCUACAGACAUGACACUAUUGUGUACUAUACAAUGCUGUAUGUUCUUAGCAAGACCAAAUUGUGCCAAGGUGCGAGGAGGGUUCUUCGGCUAAUGACUCGCCGCGGAAUUGAAUGCUCACCCGAAGCUUUUGGCUAUGUGAUGGUGUCUUAUAGCCGUGCAGGCAAGUUGAGGAAUGCAUUGCGAGUUUUGACAUUGAUGCAGAAAUCUGGUGUUGAACCUGAUUUAUCUAUAUGUAACACUACUAUCUAUGUUCUGGUGAAGGGCAAUAAAUUGGAGAAGGCGCUGAGGUUCUUGGAACGAAUGCAGGUGGUUGGAAUCAAACCCAAUGUUGUAACUUACAACAGCUUGAUCAAGGGUUACUGUGAUAUAAAUCGGAUUGAAGAUGCAUUGGAGCUUAUUUCAGAAAUGCCAUCCAAGGGUUGUCGUCCGGAUAAAGUUAGUUAUUAUACUGUGAUGGCUUUUCUCUGUAAGGAGCGAAAAAUUGAUCAAGUGAAGCAUCUAAUGGAGAAGAUGGUUCAGGAUUGUAACUUGAUACCAGAUCAGGUUACAUAUAAUACGCUUAUCCACGUGCUUUCAAAACAUGGGCAUGCAGAUGAGGCUCUUGCUUUCUUAAAGGAAGCAGAAGAGAAGGGUUUCCACGUGGAUAAGAUUGGGUAUAGUGCAAUAGUUCACUCGUUCUGUCAAAAUGGAAGGAUGGAUGAGGCAAAAAGUUUAGUUAUUGAUAUGCAUUCAAGAGGAUGUAAUCCGGAUGUAGUGACAUAUACUGCAAUUAUCAAUGGAUUUUGUCGCUUGGGGAGGAUAGAUGAAGCAAAAAAAAUGCUGCAGCAGAUGAACAAACAUGGGUGCAAACCAAAUACGGUAUCAUAUACAGCUUUGUUGAAUGGCCUCUGUCAUAGUGGAAAAUCAUUAGAGGCAAGAGAGAUGAUAAGUGUAAGUGAGGAGCAUUGGUGGACCCCAAAUGCCAUCACUUAUGGUGCCGUGAUGAAUGGGCUUCGUAGGGAGGGAAAAUUGUCAGAGGCCUGUGAUUUGACCAGGGAAAUGAUUGAAAAAGGGUUUUUCCCUAAUCCAGUUGAAAUUAACCUGUUAAUACAGUCACUCUGCCGAAAUCAGAAAGUAGUAGAAGCUAAAAAGUAUUUAGAGGAAUGUCUGAAUAAGGGAUGUGCAAUUAAUGUCGUAAAUUUCACUACUGUAAUUCAUGGUUUUUGUCAGAUCGGUAGCAUGGAAGGUGCACUAUCUAUGCUAGAUGACAUGUACUUAAGUAACAAACACCCUGAUGCUGUCACAUAUACGACAUUGUUUGAUGCAUUGGGGAAGAAAGGUAGACUGGAUGAGGCAGCUGAGUUGAUUGUAAAGAUGCUCAGCAAAGGUUUGGAUCCAACUCCUGUAACAUACAGAUCAGUUAUCCACCGUUAUUGUCAAUGGGGUAGAGUAGAUGAUAUGUUGAACUUAUUGGAAAAAAUGCUCGUUAGGCAGCCAUUUAAAACCGUAUACAAUCAGGUUAUUGAAAAACUUUGUGAUUUUGGGAACCUUGAGGAGGCUGAGAAACUACUGGGGAAGGUAUUGAGAACAGCAUCAAAACUCGAUGCCAAUACAUGCCAUGUUGUGAUAGAAAGCUAUCUAAAGAAAGGGUUUUCUCUAUCAGCGUAUAAAGUGGCUUCUCAAAUGUUUAGACGUAAUUUGGUUCCUGAUUUAAAGUUGUGCAAGAAAGUGAGCAAGCAGCUGGUGUUAGAUGGUAAGUUAGCCGAGGCUGAUAACCUUAUGUUACGAUUUGUUGAGCGUGGAAUACAACAAAAAUGAGAUGCAUUUGUGAGGUUAGCUGCUAUUCAAAGCUUAAGUCUCGUAACAAUGAUUUGUUUUAAAUUUCCUUUAUCAUUUUUAUUUUGCUGGUAUUCCAUCUUGUAACCUUUCAUGUGGCUAGGCAAUUUUGAGGCAACAAUGAUUUUCUUUUGAGAGCUCAUAUAACUAUCAUUAUAUGAUUUAGAUGAUUUUAUAAUUUUUUUAGUUCAGUCACAUCACUUUCCAUUCUCUGGUGGUAAUGAUAUGCAUUGAAUACCACUCACAAGAGCACACUCCCAGUUUUAUCUAAACUUCAAACUGAUCAAUCAAUCCUCCGCCAAAAUAUUCCAAUUGUACAUGAUCUUAUGAUAAAGCCAUUCCUUGAUAAGAUAUGUUACCAUCAGCAGAAAUUCAUAGGUUAAGGAUCUUCGUGGAUUUCUACCCCUGUUGGUUCAGUUGGUCCACCACGUAGCCCUACAUGUCAGUGCUUUAACGCCUAUAUAGGAUGGAUGCAUCUGCAGUAACACUAACUCACAACAUCAUUGUCGAUGACUGAAUUUCCAGUUGAAAUUACCAAAGGAAAAAGUUGUUCAAAGAUUUGUAGCACAAGACGAGGAGAUAUAAUAGCAUGAGGAAAUAAAAAUUCAAGCAAGGAAAAGACAUCUACAGGUAAAAUUCGACGUAGAAAUGAGAAGAAUUGAGGUUCUUGGCUGUAGAUGUCCAUAUUCAUUGGAAAGAAACUUCUUAUAUAAGAAUUCAAGAAUUUUGUUAAGAUUAA